Fusarium odoratissimum NRRL 54006 is the source of this 1783-nucleotide messenger RNA. RefSeq lists its product as uncharacterized. NCBI's taxonomy places the organism in Eukaryota, Fungi, Ascomycota, Sordariomycetes, Hypocreales, Nectriaceae. The record is from RefSeq and is a predicted model, not a curated record. The transcript has a single exon. The coding region runs from base 916 to 1137 and encodes 73 amino acids.
GAAGACGGCAGCAGCAAGUCAGAAUCCCUAUACCAGGGCCAGAAACCGACCCACUACCUUCCUCCUCUCCGCCUCAAUCAGCACGGGAGCAAUCGUCACCCACAAAGGCCGAGUUUCAAUCUGCCCUGAAGCUAGUACGAGAAGUGAUUGGGACGGAUCGGAAGCUUACCCUCGAGCUCGCUCGGUCAUACGAGCGAGUACGCCAAUGGCGAGAGAAAUGGGGUUACUCGCCACUCAGUUCAGAUGCGCUUGAAUCGCCUCCUCCCUACUCACCGCCCCGAGAGUCGUCCACCCAAGCAGUAUCCCCUCAAAAGAUCAGAUCUUCUCCUCUUCGAAUUUCCUCGUCCCCUGCCCCCGACCCGAUCCCGAACCCACCGAUCCCAGGCGACCCAGCGCCGUCAGCCGAAGCUCUAUUUGACUUGAUAAACACCUUUGCGAAAGAGAGUGGCUUUGGUAUUGUCCGACGGAACGCCUACUCAUAUAACGGUCGGAGGAUGAGAUAUUCUUUCCAAUGUGACAGAUACGGAGAACCACGGCCUAGCAGAGGUGCAGGUCUUCGGCAACGGAAGUCCCGGAAGUGCGGAUGCAAGUGGAUGGUGAUAGCCGAGGCUCUAGAAGAGGGCGAGUGGCUCCUACGACAACACCCAAACCCGGAACACAGUCAACACAACCAUGGGCGUAGUAUUAGACCGUCUGCGCACCCUUCCCAUAGACGGCUGACUACACCCAUCAGGGCAACCAUUGAGUCGACAAGCCGUCGGGUCGGUAUCCGGGCCCGUGACGUACGGGCUGUGGUCCAAGAGCAACACCCCGAAUCAACCUUCACGCAGAGGGACAUCUAUAACGCCCGGGCUCUCAUCAAUCGAGACAAGUUGAAUGGCUACACUCCCACUGCAGCACUGAUCAAGCUAUUUGAUGAGAUGGACGUUCCUUACGUCGUUAAGUGGGCGGAUGAUGAGCCAAGCCGCCUCGUUGGCCUUGUCUGGACCUUUUCCUACUGUCUCAAGAUGUGGAAGCGGUUUCCCGAGGUCAUCAGCUUCGACAACACAUACAACACCAACCGCUUCAAGCUUCCGUUAUUCCAGGCAACAGGACAGACUUGCCUUGGUUCUGUCUUCAAUGCGGCUUUCGGUCUGAUCGACAACGAGAGACGGGAGGGGUUCCAAUUCCUCUCUGAGAGUAUUCGACAACUGGCAGAGCAGCACUCCAUUUGCCAACCGGACGUCAUCGUUACCGACUUCGACGAUCAGAUGAAGGCCGCCCUGAAUGAUCAGUUCCCUGAUGUACAGCAGCAGCUCUGUAUCCACCACAUCAAUUCGAACGUCCUGCUCAAAUCAAAGCAAAAGUGGGUCAAGGGCCGCAGUAGUAGCAGUAGUCCCGACAGCAGCGACGAGGAUAAGUCUACUCCACAGGUACGGGCUGAGCUUAGCCCGAAAGACCGACAGUUAGUCCACGCGUCGACAUCUGAGGACAUCCCUCAUAGUUAUCGAGGGGUUCUCAUGAUGUGGAAGCUCGUCUUGUUUGCCGAGACUGAGGACGCUCACGAGAAGGCGUGGAGAAACCUCUGUAGGGAAUUUGAUGACCAGCGGGCUAUCCUCCGGUAUCUCCAUGGAACCUACAUGCCUGUAAGGGCCCAGUGGGCACGCUGUUUCAUCCGCAAGUAUCGCAACUUUGGCAUCCGCGUCACCUCUGGCACAGAAGCAAGCAACAACAACAUCAAGAGCUACCUUCUAAACGGUAUGAGCCACCUGUAUCGACUUGUCGAAGCUCUGCAGGACAUGAU